This is a messenger RNA of Didymodactylos carnosus, 1065 nucleotides long. Lineage: Eukaryota; Metazoa; Rotifera; Eurotatoria; Philodinida; Philodinidae. The record is from the annotation of a GenBank genome assembly.
AUGUCAAUGUUUUGCAUUGUUUUAAAGACGCUACCACUUCCUGAUGACUCCGUAUCUAAACUAAAAGAAAAUGUUCAGUGUACAUCGAUUACCUCAUCAUCAAAAUCUUCCGAAGUCGAAGAUAAUCCAUGUUAUAUUAAAAAAAUGAAUCAACCGCAACUGGCACCUGCCAAUGCACUCGCAAAUGGUUUUGCAACAUUUCAGAACCAAGUUGAAUUAGCCGGUCAAUCAUUCACAAUAGAUCCCAUAAUGAGACAGAAAAUUUUCCACAUGUUUGAAGAAUUUAAUAUCAGUGUUUGUGGUUCAGCUAGAGUUGAACGAUAUAAAGAUGUCGAACAGCAUAUUGAUCAUUUGCCAUCGGGUGUCGAUGAACUACCACAAGGUAUUAUGGUUUGCUUAGAUGAUGGUAAAGUCUUCCGUUGCCUUAUUCGAAACAAUCAGACUCUAACAGCUUUACUCUUGUUUGUCACAUAUACAUCUUGUUAUAAUAUCAACAAGAAUGAAGAUAGUGAUAAUAAUUUGGAACUCGAACUUCGUUCAAUACUAAAUCAUUUGAACGAUGAUAAUUCAAAUGAAAAUGAAGAACGUUCAAUUUCACGUGGUAAUGUAUUGAAUAUUCUAGAUUAUAACAUAUUUUUAAACUAUGUCUAUCUUUCAAAUUUAGAAAGCGAAGAUGAUAAUGAUAACAACAACCUUUUUAAUAAACGUCAGGGAGGUUAUAGUUCUAUUGAUUUUCAAAGCAGAUGUGAGAUAAUCUGCAUUGGAAAAUAUCGUCAACAGGGUAAAAGUAUGUUGACAGCUUCGAAACUUUGUCAAAACGAAUGUCCAGUAAAACGAAUACAGAAUACCGAUGAUAUUGCAAAUGAUUUGGAUGAUACAGAAAAUAAAAGAGAUCAGAAUACGGUGAAUAAACAAGAACUUUCAUGUCAAUUGGCCUGUAUUGCACCUCUAAGAGAACAAGGAAUUUCAGCUCGAGAAGCUAUUAAAUAUUGUAGCAAACAAUGUCAAUUAUCGAAACGUCAAAUGUUAGAUUUUUUACUUCAACAAGCUCAAGAGGAUAAUUAA